Molecule: messenger RNA, 5063 nt
Organism: Mus musculus (house mouse)
Lineage: Eukaryota; Metazoa; Chordata; Mammalia; Rodentia; Muridae
Gene: Spats2l
Product: spermatogenesis associated, serine-rich 2-like
Exons: 15
Coding region: 1392-3128 (578 amino acids)
Cellular component (GO): cytoplasm; nucleolus
Source: RefSeq, a predicted model, not a curated record
GCUUUCCCUCAGCUCGCUCUCCGCGCUGCAGGGGCCGCCAGCGCCGCGCCCCGGCCCGGGACAGAGCAGCCGCGCUCGCAACGAGGAGACUCCAGAACCCAGGCUGCUUUCAGGAACAUCUCUGUGGAUUCCCAGACUCUGGCACGGUGUAGAAUGGACAUGGUCACAUGAAACAAAAUGCAGAGAAACAGAACCCUUGUUUCUAGUUGCUGGUAAGCAAAAGCAGAUGCAUUGGGGGGAGAGGAACUGGGAUAAGAGAAGGAGGGUGACAGGGUGGGAGAACAUUUUAAAACAAGAAGCCCAAGCCCCUACAUGAAAAAGCUUUCCUAAGGCCACCUGCCCUCUCAGGGAAGAGCUCUACUGUUGUGGAAAAUGAAAAUCUAUCCAGUUAAAAAUAUCUGCAGAGGACUCAAUAGCUGAAGUGAUGGAGUAUGGGGUCAGAGAACUUACUCCGUGUUACACUAGUUCCUUUCCACUGUGGAAGAGAUGGUUCACCACCACACUUUGUAGGGAGUAGGAAUACUCACUUCAUAACCCAGCAAGCCAGUCCUCUGCCAUCACAUGAUGUUUGGGGAUAUGCAUUUCUCUGUAUUGUCUCUGAUUUUCACACCCUGCUUUCGUGGUGGAAAUUAAAUACAGGGAUUACUUGAUGUUUUCCCUGGGUCUCUGUGUGUUUAUCCCAAAGAUUUAGCUUUUCAAAAGACUCUAAUGGUAAUUCAAAAAUCAGUACCUUGCCUCUCCAUAUAAUCUCUUUAGAGUGUCUGGAUGUGUAUAUACAGACAUUCAGGGCAUCCAGCCUUGUCCAGAGACUCGUGAAUGCUGGAAAUCCAAGGAAGCUGGUGUGGGAAAUUUUGGAGUUAAAUAUUGCUUGGGAUAUUGAUUUUGGUUUCUGUAACAAAAGAUCAGAGAAACAGAAACCUUGGUCUGAAAACAAGUGAGCCGGUCUCUCUAUAGUGUAAUAGGCCAGGCGCUGAUGGGGAGAGCCCCAUGGCGAUUGUGGCUCAGACUUAUAGUUUUGUCAGCUGCUAACCUCACUUUCUGGCUUCCAUUUCAAAACCUUGCCUAAUAUCACUGCAGGGGAAGACCUAAAGGAAGUGGGAUGCCCUUCUAAAGGUGCCCAGAACCCUGCAGAUCACUUCAGCUCAUGUUCCCUUGGCCAUCACAUGCUGCCUGCCCUGUGGGAUCGCAUGGGGACUGGGAACUAUGGUUUUGUCCUGGGUAAUGCCUUCUAUUUGUUGAUAAGCCAAACCAGAUUCUAUUCCAGGGAGAAGAAGAAAGAGGGAUAGAGCGAGUAGGAAUUGAGGAGGAAAGAAGACAUUGGAAGCCUGGGUCUCUGCACAGAAGGUCCCGUGGUCAGAGCUGCAAGCCCUGGUUUGUCCCGCUGCAACUACAUGGCUGGAACACAGGAAACCGGCGCUUCGGCAAGCAAGGCUUAUACCCCUAGAAGGAAGAUGGCUGAACUCAACACUCAUGUGAACAUCAAAGAGAAGAUCUACGCAGUUAGAUCAGUUGUUCCGAACAAAAGCAAUAAUGAAAUCGUGCUGGUACUCCAACAGUUUGAUUUUAAUGUGGAUAAAGCCGUACAGGCCUUUGUGGAUGGCAGUGCUAUUCAAGUUCUUAAAGAAUGGAACAUGACGGGAAAGAAGAAGAAUAAUAAAAGGAAGAGAAGCAAAUCCAAGCAGCAUCAAGGCAACAAAGAUGCUAAGGACAAGGUGGAGAGGCCAGAGGUGGGGCCCCUGCAGCCCCAGGCACCACUGGUACAAAAUGGUCACAUGAAUGGCUGCGAAAAGGACAGCUCAUCCCCUGACUCUACCAGAGAAAAACUGGCCCUCACACCACGUGAGAAAAAGAUCUCGAUACUGGAGGAACCUCCAAGGGCUCAGCGUGGGGUCACAGAAGGCGGCAGACUACUGCAGCAGAAAAUGUCCUUAGAUGGGAACCCCAGAGCGAUUCAUGGACCAUCAGAGAGGUCAGAUGGCCCACAGUGGUCAGCUGGGCAGCCUUGUAACCCAAGCAAGCCUAAGGCAAAAACAUCUCCUGUUAAGUCCAAUGCCCCUGCAGCUCAUCUUGAAAUAAAGCCAGAUGAGCUGGCAAAGAAAAGAGGCCCAAAUAUUGAGAAAUCGGUGAAGGAUCUGCAGCGCUGCACUGUUUCUCUGACGAGAUACCGCGUCAUGAUCAAGGAAGAAGUGGACAGUUCCGUGAAGAAGAUCAAAGCAGCAUUUGCUGAGCUACACAACUGCAUCAUUGACAAAGAAGUUUCACUGAUGGCAGAAAUGGACAAAGUUAAAGAAGAAGCCAUGGACAUCCUGACUGCCCGUCAGAAGAAAGCAGAGGAGCUGAAGAGACUGACUGACCUAGCCAGUCAGAUGGCAGAGAUGCAGCUGGCCGAACUCAGAGCUGAAAUUAAGCACUUUGUCAGCGAACGCAAGUAUGACGAGGAGCUGGGGAAGGCUGCCCGCUUCUCCUGUGACAUUGAACAACUGAAAGCCCAAAUCCUGAUCUGUGGAGAAAUUACACAUCCAAAGAACAGCUACUCCUCAAGAACUCCCUGCAGCUCCCUGCUGCCUCUGCUGAACACUCAUGCGGUAGCUUCCGGGAAACAGGGGAAUUUUGCCCGGAAGUCAUCCGGUCACAACAAGCCCUCUGAGGGGAAAGCAGCAAACCCCAAAAUGGUGAGCGGACUUGCCAACACUGCCGAUGCGUGUCACCAGACCAUGCCCACUAACAAGCAGCAGAAUGGACCUUCCAGCCAAAGACGAAGAUUUAAUCCACAGUAUCACAACAGGCUAAAUGGUCCAGCCAAGUCACAGGGUGGUGGUAAUGAAGCGGAUCCCAUGGCGAAGAGCAACAGCCGCCAUGAACACAGAAGACAGCCACAUAAUGGUUUCCGUCCCAAAAACAAAGGUGGUGCCAAAAACCAAGAGGCCCCCUUGGGGACAAAGGCCCCAGAGGCCCCCCCACAUUCUGAAAAGGCCCGUCGAAGGCAGCAUGCUGCAGACAACUUAGAGGCCAGGCCUUUCCGGGGUAAUGUUAGUAGGGUUUCACAGUGCAAUCUUUGUCCCUCUAGAAUAGAAGUUUCCACGGAGGCCACGGUCCUCUCAGUCCCCGCUGUGACGUUGGUGGCCUGAGCUGGGAAAGAAGAGAGCAGGUUUUGCCUGGCUGUGGUUCCCUGCCCAAGGUGCUGACCCAAUCGCUGCCAAAAGAGAGUCAAUCAGAAUAUCCAAGUCCUGUAUGUGUGUGUCAUCCUCUUGCGAUCAUUUUUACUAAUCCUAAUACUCUGCUCUAGCUUGCUUCAGAACUCCCGUGGCUUUGCUUGAUCUGUUGUUGCUUCUCCUCAUCAAGACUUUGCAUCAUGUUAGCCAGCCAGUAUUUACUCAUUGUUAGGAAAAUCGAGCUGUGGCUGAAGACCCGAGGCUCAGUUAGCAACCUCUGUUGUAGCUGUCAACCCAUUGGUUGUCUUUAGAGAGUUAAUGUUGAAACAAGGAACUCUUGGUCAGACAAACGUGAUCAGCUGAAACACGUGUGCUUUUGUAGAGUUUAACAUCUGGUGUUUUUCUGAAAUAUAUAUAAAUAUAUAUCUAUAAACAUAUAUUGCUUUAUUUGAAACAAAUUAAAAUAUGCUGCAUUUGACACCUGGCUUGCUCUUUCUAUCGAUGCCUACCUUGUUGAAUGUUUUCUGUAGCACCUUUGAGAAAAGGUUAGAGAUCGGAAGUUCGGUGCAAAGCUCUGUUUCCUUUGAAAUAAAAACUGAAGAAAUAAUGAUACUCCCUCAGUUACCAUAGGGAGAGGUGCUACACACCCCAAUCAUCUCGAAUGCCAUGUGGUAGUUGGAAACCUUGGACAUAACAAAAUUUACCUCAGCCUAGCUUACACAAUAGAUUAUGAGUUCAUUAGCCAGAGUCCAGUUUUCCCGAUCAUGAUUUCCGCUCCCUUCUCUUAAUUCUGAAUUCUGUCCUCCAUAUUCUGACACUAUAUUCAGCAUGAUAAUAAUGACUAAGCCCCUGAGCGCUCUCACUGGCUUCCGUGUGGGACACUGGUCUUGUCAGAACUCACAGCAAAACUCUGGCAUGAAGUUACUUGUUAUAGACCUGACUGAAGAUCGUCCAUGGAGUGAAUGAGUCAGUAGCAUACACUAGUUAACGGAUAUUUUAGUUAGCAUACCCAUAGUCCACCUGUGGCACUGAAGCACUGCUUAUGUAGAGGAGACUACUGUUGCAUCAGGGAGGGAGAGUGGGCAUAGAGUACCCCCAAACCACAGGGCCUCAGUUCCCCUAUCUUUUGACUGCCAGGCAUGCUUUGCUGACUGCUUUCAUGUGCAAAUGCACCCUUUCAACUCCAUGUUGAGAUUUUUUUCUGACAACCCAGGUUCACUGGUUCUUGUCCUCCAAACAGCUGAGCCUGCUAGCCACACAGGCAUCUGUUUCUUCUUUUGCCAAGUACAGGCGAAUGUUUGCUCUCUCCAGAGCUUUCUGAGGUCGCUGAGUGUACCCAGAGAUUUAACAGGAAUUCCAAAUGUCAAGUCACAUUCCAGGAAGGAAGGAAGAGAAACCCAUUCAAAUAAGAAAAGAUGAAUUCUUGGGACCAUAGUCUCUGUUUACCCUGUCUGAGACUCUGAAUUUAUAUCUUACAAAUCAGAAGGAUUUUUUUUUUUUUUACACAAGUUCUAUGUAGCAAGAUUCUGCUCAACCCCUGAAAAAUGGCAGUUGGAAUGUGGCAGCUGUAAAGGCAGAGGCAGAAAAUUCUUACAAAAUGAAAGAAAAUGGCUGGGCCAGGUAAAAAAUGUGCCUGCUUUGUCAGAGUUCAAUCCAGCCACUCCUGUCUUCUCCCACACCCUCAGGAUACCCUGGAGUUAAGAAAGCUCAGACACAUUCCCAAGAACAUAGCAAACACUCCCAGGUCACUGGAAAGAAGCAAAAGAAUGAUAAAAAGUAUUCAGACCUGAUCACAUUGUUUCCUAGACUUUAGCCUUAGACUCUGGCAUGUGAUCAUUUUUGAAUUUGCAUUUUAAAAUGGUAAUUAGAUACUUUAGGUCUUUGAAAUAAAUACUCUGUCACAUUUCUUCA